ACGAUACAUAUAACGAACUGUGUAACUGCAGGAGAGAAAGAGUCUUCUUCUAAUGGAGAAGAGAGAAGACUUGAAGUCAAUUCUUCCAUAUUUACCCUUUUCACUCCGAUCAUCUUCACUUUUUUGGCCGGCGCCGGUAGCUGAAGCACUUACAGAUCUCUCGAAAGGUCCUCAUCACAGCAAAAUUGACUCCGGCGAAGUCCUCUUCAUUGCCAUUUCCGAUAUUCGAAACUCUCUCUCCCUCCACGAUUUUUCAAUUGAUACUUCUGCUUCUCAAGGUUUUGCUCUGUUCUUCGAUGAUUUGCUUCCUAGGGAUGAAGCUGCAAAAUGGUUCGAAGAAGUGGUGCCACAAUUGGCUAACUUGCUUUUGAGAUUGCCUUCAUUGCUAGAAACUCAUUAUGAGAAUGCUGAUGAUGGAGUUUUGAAAGGAGUUAAAACCGGUCUUCGCUUGUUGGAAUCACAAGAGCCUGGCAUUGUCUUUCUUAGUCAGGAAUUAAUCGGUGCUCUUCUUGCAUGCGCGUUGUUUUGUCUAUUUCCUACCAGUCAUAGAGGUGCCAAACAUCUUCCAAUGAUCAACUUCGAUCACUUAUUUGCGUGUCUACAUGAUCAUUAUGAAGAAGCAUUCAAAAAUAAAUUGAAGUGCAUUGUUCACUAUUUUGGGAGGAUAUGUUCAUCUAUACCCGUGGGCUUUGUGUCGUUUGAGCGAAAGGUUCUUUCUUUAGAAUAUAGUCCAUCUUGUAUUCCCUAUCCAAAGGAAAAAUUAUGGAGCCAGUCCAAUAUUUCCCUUUGCCAUUUUGAGAUUUCCGUUUCCGGAUUAAUUGAAGAUCAAUCACGUGAAGCUAUUGAAGUUGAUUUUGCUAACAUGUAUUUAGGAGGUGGUGCUCUCGUUAGGGGCUGUGUGCAGGAAGAAAUUCGAUUUAUGAUCAAUCCAGAGUUAAUCGCUGGCAUGCUUUUCCUACCGUGCAUGGCAGACAAUGAAGCGAUAGAAAUUGUUGGUACGGAAAGGUUUUCAAGUUAUACCGGGUAUGCCUCUUCAUUCCGGUUUAAUGGUGACUAUGUCGACAAAAAGGAUAUUGAUGUUCUUGGAAGGCGUAAGACUAGGAUAGUUGCAAUAGAUGCACUGUGCUGCCCGGGAAACAGCCAGUACCGACUUGAAGGCCUUCUAAGGGAGAUUAACAAAGCGUUUUGUGGCUUCAUGGAUCAAUGCAAGUGUCAUCAGUAUCAACAGCUUUUCAAAGAUGAUCAAACUGUUAACGCCACUGGUGGAAGGUCCAUUGUUAAUCUUCUGUCACUUGGUCAUACUUCAACUUCAUCUCGAGCAACCGUGGGAACAUCAGGGAAUCAGUUAGCCAGAAAUCACGAGGGGCACAAGUGUCAACCUUUAGACAAUAUUCAGCAUGAAAUUGGUGUUGUGACCGGAAAUUGGGGUUGUGGUGCUUUUGGAGGAGAUCCUCAACUUAAAGCUAUGCUUCAAUGGAUUGCUGCAUCUCAGGCAAUGAGACCUUUCAUCUUGUAUUAUACAUUUGGACUGGAAGCAUUGCAGAUGCUGGAGCAGGUGACUCAAUGGAUUGUUUCACAUAAGUGGACUGCAGGGGAGCUUUGGAAUGUGUUGGUGGAAUACUCAUCUCAGAUAUUGAGGGAAGAAACUAGAGUAGGCUUCUUCAAUUGGCUCCUUCCUUCAUUGUCUUCUCACAAUGACAUGCUCAACGAUUCCUAUGAUGAUCGAACAUGUUCGUGCUGUUGAGCUUAAUAAUAUUGUUGCUCGGUGCUUGUAUACGCCAUUUCAUUGUACUGUAUUAUAAGGUGAGAUGUGUCAUCAUGGUUCGAUCAACAUUCGAACUUGAGACCGACCAUGUGAAGCUCACAUAGGAGGAGUUUUUGGUUAGAUGAAGUUCUAGUUGUUAUUAUUACACUUAUACUCUAGUCAAGUUAGAUACUUGUAUAUUGUAAUAUUGUGGUAUAAUUGAUUGAUUGGUAUUUUAAUUGGGUGAAAGGUUUGAAAGGAAGAAAAGCUA
Solanum stenotomum is the source of this 2015-nucleotide messenger RNA. Its product is annotated as poly(ADP-ribose) glycohydrolase 1-like. Gene Ontology annotation, cellular component: nucleus; cytoplasm. Gene Ontology annotation, biological process: carbohydrate metabolic process; regulation of DNA repair; ATP generation from poly-ADP-D-ribose. The record is from RefSeq and is a predicted model, not a curated record. NCBI's taxonomy places the organism in Eukaryota, Viridiplantae, Streptophyta, Magnoliopsida, Solanales, Solanaceae. Gene Ontology annotation, molecular function: poly(ADP-ribose) glycohydrolase activity. The transcript is spliced from 11 exons. The coding region runs from base 53 to 1744 and encodes 563 amino acids.